AUGUUUACUCGAACAACUCUUGGACUAGGCAGAGGAUCUGGUAUGAGUGGUGGCUUUGGUCGUAGUAGUCAACCAGAAAUGACCAUCACAGUUCCUUGGUCACCAGACUUUAGCAGUUCUUAUCAACAAUUUAUUAGUGGUGGUUAUGCAAACCAAGCUGGUAGAGGUAUGUCAAUGGGAGGAAUGGGUGGUAUGGGAAGCUUAGGAGGCAUGGGCGGCAUGGGAAGCUUAGGAGGAAUGGGUGGUAUGGGAGGCAUGGGAAGUAUGGGAGGACUUGGUGGUUAUGGUGGUUCUCCAAUGAGCGGUAAUCUUGGCAGUUUCGGUGGUGGAUUCGGUGGUAAUUCAAUGAAUAUGGGUGGUGGUGGUGGACAACAAUUACGUGGUACUCCUAUUGGAUUCGGUGUAACAACAGGUUAUUAA
Adineta steineri is the source of this 420-nucleotide messenger RNA. The record is from the annotation of a GenBank genome assembly. Lineage: Eukaryota; Metazoa; Rotifera; Eurotatoria; Adinetida; Adinetidae.